This is a messenger RNA of Elgaria multicarinata webbii, 1826 nucleotides long. It is a transcript of the gene PTCD3, whose product is annotated as pentatricopeptide repeat domain 3. Bases 102 to 1826 code for a protein of 574 amino acids. The record is from RefSeq and is a predicted model, not a curated record. Gene Ontology annotation, biological process: mitochondrial translation. The transcript has 21 exons. Gene Ontology annotation, cellular component: mitochondrion. NCBI's taxonomy places the organism in Eukaryota, Metazoa, Chordata, Lepidosauria, Squamata, Anguidae. Gene Ontology annotation, molecular function: protein binding; ribosomal small subunit binding; rRNA binding.
AAGGAAGUAUAUGUCUUCCAAGAAAAAAAUCCUGGGAUAAAUUAGCAGUUCUCCAGGCACUUGCAUCAACUGUAAACAGGGAUACCACAGCUGUUCACUACAUGUUUCAAGAUGAUCCAUAUCUUAUUCCUAGAACUAGUACUGAAUUUCAUUCAUUCUCCUUAUCAAAAGAAUCUGGGAAAAAUGCAGCCAAAUUCGUUGUUGACAAACAUCCUAAAUAUUUUGAGAAGGAUAUCGCUGAACCUCACAUACCGGGUCUCAUGCCAGAGGGGUUCAAUGUAUUGCAGCUUGAAGACAUGAGUGAGAGGGCACUUAAAAAUCAAAUCCUGCUCAGAAAGCUAAAAACUUCUGUGGAUAUGUAUGAUCAACUCCUGCAAGCAGGAACUAGCAUAUCUUUGGAGACAUCAAACAGUCUUCUGGAUCUCUUAUGUUUUUAUGGAGAUAGAGAGCCUGGUCAGGGGAGCAACUCUGGAGAUAACAGCGAGUUGGAAGAACCGGAAGAAGCUGCAAAAGGGAGAAGGCACAGGAGCAACUUCGGGAAUAUCUCUGAUAGCCUUGGCAUUAAGUGGAGGAAGAACAACAAUGCUGAGAGAAUAUUCAAUCUGAUGCCAGAAAAAAAUGCACAUUCCUAUUGCACAAUGAUCCGAGGAAUGGUGAAGCAUAGAGCAUACACAAAUGCUUUUGACAUGUAUACGGAGUUACUGAAUAACAGGCUUAAUGCUGAUGUGUACACCUUCAAUGCACUGGUUUCUGCAGCCGUAGAAGUGAAGGAGAGAUACACUGAAAGAUGGGAACUUGUUGAAGACUUGCUGAGGCAGAUGGCUCAGCAGAACAUACAGCCAAAUCUGCUCACUUUUAACUCUGUGCUGAAGGCGCUGAGGUGGUGUGGUCCUUUAGGCAGGAUUAUGGCCCUGCAGACUCUGAGUGAGAUGCGUGCGCUAAAUAUAGAACCUAGCCUUGCAACGUUUGACCAUCUCCUUGGCAUAUUUCAUAAAUCCGCUCGAGGACCAGUGGAAAUGAUCUAUGAUGUAAUAGAUGUCAUUAAGGGAAAGAGUUUCUACCCUCAGGACCCAGAUGAUGCCAACUUUUUCUCAGAUGCUAUGAGAAUAUGCCUGGACCUGAAGGACGUUGAGCUUGCCUAUCAGCUGCAUAGUGUGGUGGAGACAGCAGAGAACAGGAAAAUGAUGGGAGCCAUGGCCCAGCAGACCUCUUACUAUGGAAGGUUUUUUAAGUUAUUGUGUACAAUGGAGCAGCUUGAUGUUGUGUUGAAGUGGUAUAAAGAACUUGUUCCUUCAAUGUUUUACCCAAACUCUCAAGGGAUGCUGGAUCUCCUUCAAGCAUUGGACACAGCCAAUCAUUUGGAAAUUAUUCCUCAGAUCUGGAAAGAUAUCAGGCAGCUUGGACAUAGCCGUAGACUUCCUGUGGUGGAGGAAGUUCUGUCUCUCAUGGCCAGAGACACCCAGUCUCCAGAGGUUCAGGUGGCGUUUGCAGACUGUGCUGCAGAUAUACUAGCUCUCUAUGAAAUACAAGAAAGGAGACAGAGUGUUCUGGAGUGGACAGCCACUUCUUUGGGUAAUGUCACUGUUCUAUUUGCCAGGGCUGGAAGAACAGCAGAAACCUGGAAUAUGCUGGAGCUUUUCAAAAAACACAAUCGAAUUCCCAGUAAUUUGGUGAUGAAUGAGGUCUUGAACUGCAUUAAGCAAAGCAAUCAACCAGGUCAGGCGCUUGACCUAGUACAGAUGGCUGCCGACUUCAGUUUACCAUCAACUUCAAAGCUUGCCAGAAGAGCUUUGGAAGAACUUCAGCUCUCUGAAGAGCAGAGGUGA